Molecule: messenger RNA, 2190 nt
Organism: Symbiodinium sp. CCMP2456
Lineage: Eukaryota; Dinophyceae; Suessiales; Symbiodiniaceae
Source: the annotation of a GenBank genome assembly
AUGGCCGAGCCAUCCGAGACGCCGAAAUCCCUAUCUCGUCGUGGCACCGCAUACGCUAGCCUGGGGCAAGAUUCUCGUCUACAGGAUUCAUAUGGAAGUCUCGAAGCAGGGAGCGGCGGAGCCACUCCCAGCCGAGGUGAGCACUCCACCCCAAAGGCUGCGGGAGCAAGGAUGCUCACGCGGCGACAGACCUUCACCGAAGGUGAGCAACAGUACCCAAGCAAGUUCUCGACUUGGACCAUCGAACAAGACGAGGACACCAUGACUGGCGCCUCCUUGGUCGUCAACUUGCUAGCAGACGUCUCUCCUGCUGGUGUUCUGCCUCUGGCCUAUGGCAUGUCAGGGACAGGCUACAUCCCCGCCGUCGUGUUGCUGAUGCUGUUUGCCUGUGGUGCUGGCUACUCCAUGUAUCUCAUCUCUAGGACGAUCGAGAUCUCAGGGGUGAAGAGCUACGAUCGGAUCUGGGAGCGCUGCAUUGGUGAAAGGAGAAUGAGCAUGAGCUCGAGCGACCAGCGAAAUCUUGACCCCGUCCCGCCGGAGCGGUGGUGCGUGACAAAGCACGACUUGGAAGACUUCCAGAGCGAAGUGAUGGUGGCACUCCGGCAGAAGAGGAUCACGCCGCCCCCAUCCGAUGGUGGCUUUGACAGUUAUGGUCCAAGCAUCUAUGCAGUUACGGAGCAGUACAUCAAGCCAACCACCCAGGGGAAAUAUUUCAGUUGGGCUCUGAAAAAGCAUCCGGAUGGCCUGGACUGUGACGUCUUCAUUAGCCAUGCUUGGCAAGAGGGCAUCUUCGAGUUCCUGGAGAAGGUACUGAACUCAUGGCCAAAACCUGCGCGGAAUGCUUGGUGUUGCAUGCUGGCAAAUCCCCAGAAUUUGAACAUCGCGGUGUUGCUGCGAUCACCAAGACAAUCACCCUUUGCCUGUGCAUUGGAGCAGGCUACGUACGUGCUUGCGGUGCCCAACCGCAAAAGCAGUAUUUACACGCGGCUUUGGUGUGCAUACGAAGCCCAUCUUGCAUCAGAGCAGGGCAAGGUCGUUCUUAUUGCAAGAAGGCCCAUUGGACAUGACUUUUUGCAAGCUGUGCCAAUGCUCAUGGUGGCGACUGCAUUUGGUGCAGUCCUCGGAAUCGUCAUCCGAAAUUUUACAGAGGCUCGCGAUCGCAUGGGUGCAAACCUGGCCACAAUUAUUCUCCUUGUGGCCGUUCUGUUGCUGGGUACCCUUGUCCACGGCCCGCAGAAGCGCCGUGCUAUGAAUCUCUGUGGAGUUGCUUGCUCCGCGUGCUUGUUCUUCUCCUGGCUAACACGUCACUUUUGGCUUCCUUUGCCAACAGGAUCUGAGAUUGUGCCUAAGAUCCUGCAACAUUGGACUAUAGCCAUUGCACUUUGCGCCUUCUGGAUGGCCGAGGUGGACCGGAUAUGCAGCGAAUCGCUCGAAGAGGAAGCGGUGCAGUUGAACCGUGGGCUGGAGGACCAAGCGUCUGUCGAGUUUGCAACGUGCACCCAGGAAUCUGAUGCUGUCCAGAUUCGGGCGGAAAUAGGCGAUUCUUUCUACCAGGUGGAUCACUCUAUCAGCGUGCUUCUCUCUGCCGGAAUGUCCACGCCGACGCUGCGGUCCAUCGCGGAUGCAGGCGUCAACAUUGAUGGCGCUGGUCACUACGAGAUCACAGUGCCCUUCGUGUGCUUGGUACCCAUGAUCGUGGUAAAUAUUGGGCGCGUCUACCUGGCGGCUUUGUAUCUGCAAGAUGAGCUGCACUAUCAAGCCAUCCUGUCCAUGAGGACAAUACUAUGUUUGGCCAAAGCGUGCCUUGUGGUAUUGAUCUGGAGAAGUUGCCAUGAGGAACGGGCUUUCAUCUUCAAGAUGAUUACCAAGCUGACAGCCAUCAUGUUUGUCUUAACUUCAUGCGAACGGCUUUACAGCCACCUGCAUCCUUCAUACGAUCCAGUUUUCCAUGUUGCAAUUGGCCACAUGACCUUGGUCGUCAUGCUGGGUUGCGCCUUGCUUGGGAUGAAGGGCAUCGCGUGCCUUCCGGGUGGUCGCUACGUUCUGCAGUUCUUCCUGUGCAGAGGCUGUCCGCGACUACCUUCUGACAGGUGGAAAUCGAGGAAGCUGCCGGCAAGGCCGUGCUGUGCCGCCUCGUCCCCGUCGGAGUCAGAGUCGAGCCCAGUGAGCACUCGAAGCAAUUCGAGCUAA